AUGCUAGAGCAGAAGAUGUCUCCGAAUCUUCUCACUUUUAACUUAUUAGUAUGUGGACAAUGUAAAGAGGGUGAUAUAGAUAGGGCUUUUAGCCUGCUCAGGUUAAUGGAAGAGAAAAAUGUAGUUCCUGACCAGUUAACUUGUGGUGCUCUCAUUAAUGCAUUAUCUGAAAGGAGGGUUGAAAAGGCUUAUCACAUAUAUUGCUCUCUCAAGAAGAAUGGUGUAAAUAUGAGUGAAGUUAUAUACUGUACUACUCUGAUUGAUGGAUUCUGUAAGGCAGAGAAGAAUGAUUUUGCCCUAACUUCGUUUGAAGGAAUGAGUAGUGAAGGCUUCCGUCCGAACUCAUACACUUACAAUGUGCUGAUUAGUGGGCUGUGCAAAGAGAAAAAAACUACUUGA
Fraxinus pennsylvanica is the source of this 399-nucleotide messenger RNA. The record is from the annotation of a GenBank genome assembly. NCBI's taxonomy places the organism in Eukaryota, Viridiplantae, Streptophyta, Magnoliopsida, Lamiales, Oleaceae.